UAAAUAAAUAAAAAUAUUGGCGCCAUUUAUUACAAAAUGAAAUUAGAAGUUAGAACUUAUCAACAUUAAAGUUAGAAGUACUAAAGUAUUAUGAUUUUAUGAAUCAUAUUAUGCAUAUUUAUCGCUUGUUACAGUAAUUCAAUCGAACCCCUUAAGUUUUAAAGUUGACUAAAAUAAAAUUUUUGAUUUAAACAACGCAUUGGCAAAAAAGAUGCAAAUCUCUCAAGAUAAUGAAGAUUCUCCUAGUUUAGCAAUAUUUGAUAGUUGUUCUAUUCAAGAAUACAAAAAAUCGUUAGAAAGCUCAUCGAAUGCCUGCUCGACAACAUUAUUAAAAGCAUCUCUAAGAAACUCGAACGAAGAACAAGUCCUAGAUAACAUAUUCAACACAGCUAAGGAUAUUUUACAAAACAAAAACACAAGUAAUAUAUCCAAAUGGAGGAGUUCAUUGAGCAAUUUUUCUGACCCAAUCAAGUUAUUUGAAGCAUCCAUUCCAACCUGUUGCAAAUGUUCCGAAAAAGAUUUCAUUUGCAUAAACAGUUCCUUAAAAAAUGAUUGCAAAUGUAAUAGGAACUUCAGUGAUAAUUUCAACAAGGAUAUACCAGUUAUGUUGUUACAGUCAGAUUCAAGUCAAGAAGCAAAAUCUGAGGAUGAACAACUGAAAACAAAAGCAAGAUUGAAAAAGUUACAGCCGAAGAGAAUUCACACUCCAAGUUCCAGUACAUCUAAUAUAGAGGAUUGCACACAAAAAGGAAAACAAGAUGAUAAUGAUGAAUAUGACAAAAAAGCACAUAAAAGUCUUGUAGCAAAGAUAACAUUUAAAACUGCACGGGAACAGCUGCUAGGAUCAAAUCCUGCUGCUCGGAGGACCUUAGGAGCAUCAAGAAAGGCACAAGCUAAAUUUAUAUCUCCAAUGUUAGGAGCAGCACAAGAAAAGCAAGUGUCUGAGGCUAGUGAAGUCAUUGAUGAUAGACUUAAACACAUAGACCCGAAAAUGAUUGAGUUGAUUGAAAGUGAAAUUAUAGAUAAAGGAUCACCUAUUGGUUGGGAUGACAUAGCAGGUCUGCAAUUGGCCAAGUCAGUGAUCCAAGAGGCAGUUGUAUGGCCAUUGCUACGUCCUGACAUAUUCACUGGCCUACGGAGACCCCCAAAAGGCAUACUGCUAUUUGGUCCACCGGGUACUGGGAAAACAUUGAUUGGCAAGUGCGUGGCGGCACAAUGUCGCGCGACUUUCUUCAGCAUAUCCGCGUCGUCACUCACCUCCAAAUGGAUCGGAGAUGGAGAGAAGAUGGUGCGAGCACUGUUCGCCGUCGCGCGCUGCCACCAGCCUGCGGUAAUAUUUAUAGAUGAAAUAGACUCGCUGCUGACGGCGCGCAGUGAUAGUGAACACGAAGCCACUCGUAGGAUCAAAACCGAGUUCCUGGUGCAGUUCGACGGGGCUGCCACAGGUGAAGAGGACCGACUGCUGAUUGUGGGAGCGACCAACCGUCCCCAGGAACUGGACGAGGCAGCGCGCAGGAGGCUCGUCAAACGGCUCUACAUACCGCUGCCAGACACACUGGCCCGUAAACAAAUAAUAUUGAAUCUCCUGAAGACAGAAGACAAUGUAAUGAGUUGUGAUGAUGUGGAGGAAGUGGCGAGACUCACGGAGGGGUUCUCAGGCGCUGACAUGAAGUCUUUGUGUUCCGAGGCAGCCAUGGGGCCUAUAAGAUCCGUGCCCAUGUCACAAAUAAUCAAUAUUGAUAGAAAUAAGGUUCGAGCCGUCAAUGUGGAUGACUUUCGAUCAGCUUUACAGCGUGUCCGGCCAAGCGUAUCUCAAGAUGAUUUAGGACAGUAUGUUAAGUGGGACAAAACCUAUGGCCAAGGAUUUUAAAUGUACAAUUGUUUAAUAAAUGUAUGAAAUACUGAAA
This is a messenger RNA of Leptidea sinapis, 1907 nucleotides long. RefSeq names its product fidgetin-like protein 1. The transcript has 10 exons. The record is from RefSeq and is a predicted model, not a curated record. The coding region runs from base 212 to 1870 and encodes 552 amino acids. Lineage: Eukaryota; Metazoa; Arthropoda; Insecta; Lepidoptera; Pieridae. Gene Ontology annotation, molecular function: ATP hydrolysis activity; ATP binding; microtubule severing ATPase activity.